UUAUGCUUCAACGAUUAGAGUGGAAUUGUUAUCCAAUUACUGCCGUUCAUUGGUUGGCACUUUACAUGCAAUUAAUGAAUACUUGUGAUGUGUUGCCGGCUCAGCAAGUUAUUGUUAGUGCUGAAAACGAAGCUCGUUGUUCCAACGCAUCAGACUGCAGUAUGUUAAGCGCUGGUUCUCGUGUUGCUGGUUUGAAUGUUAGCAUUGUUACAGCUCUGCCUGAAGAAGAUGAGAAUUUGACAGAUGAAGGGGAUGAUAGUGAGAAUCAAACGCCUAAUGGUUCAGAAAGUUCUUCAGAAAAGAGGACCAAAACAUUUCGAACGACUUGUGCCAGACGCGUAUUUUCCUUCAAUUCUUCAUUUCCUCGAAUGCAACUUUCUCACAUUGGUCUUUCACCUCGAAUUCUUCUCCACACCGCGGCAGCUGAUAUUAGCUAUAUGUUCUGUGCCUAA
Molecule: messenger RNA, 452 nt
Organism: Meloidogyne enterolobii
Lineage: Eukaryota; Metazoa; Nematoda; Chromadorea; Rhabditida; Meloidogynidae
Source: the annotation of a GenBank genome assembly